CAAAAGUAAAUAUUACAAAGCGCCACCUAUACAUGUUUUCCUUGACAACAACAAUGGCGGACCAAGAGGAAGCUGCACCUGCGACAGAGACAACUGAAGAGACCACUGCUGGGACAGAUGAGACCCCAGCUGAACCACCAGCUCCUGAACAAGAAACUACUGAAGAACCAACAGCAGAGACUGUAGGUGAGGAUAAACCAGCUGAAACAGUAGAGGGGGAACAGACAGAAGACCAACCAACAGAACAACUUACCGAACAACCUACUGAAGAAUCAACAGAGGCGGACGGAGAACCCACAGAGAAGCAAGAGGGAGAAGAGGCUAAAAAGGAUACACAAGAUGAGAAACCAUCAACAGAAGGUGAGGAGGGUGAGCCAAAGGCAGAAGGUGAAGAAGCAUCUGAAGUGAUCGAAGAAUCAAAAGAGGGAGAAGAAGGAGUAGAGGUGAAGGAAGGAGAAGAGGGGGCUGAAGCUAAGGAAAAUGCAGACACUACUGAAACUAAAGAGGGAGAGGAAGGGGCUGAACCUAAAGAUGGAGAAGAAGGUGGUGAACACAAAGAGGGUGAAGAAGGGGCCAAAUCCCAAGAAGGAAUAGAAGAGGGAGAAAAACAAGGGGGUGAGGAAGAUACAGAAAAAACAGGAGAUGGUGAAGAGCGUGAAGGUGGAUCACCAGUCCCUCAGAGUGAUACAUUUGCUGCUGGUGAACGAGCAGAAAGCCCUAUUGGUGUUGGAGAGAAGUUAUCAAGAGAAGGGAGUCCUACUCAGGAGACUGAAGGGGUACCACAGCCAGACCCUGGUGUCCUUGAACCGGGAACACCAGAACGCUCAAGACCAUCUUCACAAGCUGGUGAACAUGAUACACACCUGGAAACAUUUCAGGAAGAACAAGAAGAGGAGGAAGAAGAAGAGGAGGAGGAGGAAGAAGAGGAGGAACAAGAACCAGAAUUUGACAGAGAAGCCUUGAUGGAAAAAUACUAUACCACAAUAUCUGAAAGAGAAAAGCUUCAGCAGCAGAAUUAUCAACUGCAACAUAAACUGGGAGAGCUAUUCCGUAAGAAGAAAGCAGAUGACAAUCGUCAAGAUUAUGACAAAAAUGCAAAUGAUCAAGAUUCAAAAUAUGUGAAAUACAUGGCACAACUGGAUGAGCUGCGUAGACAGGACAUGAUAGAGCGAGACAACUUUGAGGUGCAGAUUGAAGAACUGAAGGACAAAUGUGAGCACAAGAAAGAGAUGGUGGAUGAGGAAAGGAAGCGCUUCAUGGAGUUCAAAAAACAUGUUGCUCUCAAUUCUGUCAGCAACAGAUCUGGCAAACCCAUCCCACCUAAGGAUAUUGACCAGUACUUAUCUAAUGAAAUGAAGAAGGAGUUGGAAGUAGUGAACGUCCGUUUAGAAAACAUCAAACUCAAAAAUAAGCUCAAAAAGAAGGAGAUGCAGCUGAAAUCUAAGGAGGAACUGGCAGAGAAUCUUCACCUCAUUGAUUUUGAACAGUUGAAAAUCGAAAACCAAACAUAUAAUGAAAAAAUUGAAGAAAGGAAUGAGGAGCUACUGAAGCUCAGAAAGAAGAUCACCAGUACUGUGCAGGUAUUGACUCACCUCAAGGAGAAGCUGCAGUUUGUACAGGCAGAGAACCAGGUCCAGAAGACAACACUGAGGGAGGUCGAGUUUGAGGCUGCCAUGAAACGAGACAUAUUGUCAAGAACAAAGCAGGCCAGAGACGCACUGCGGAUAGACAACCAGAGGCUACGGCAGAACUGUGGCUUACUCGGCAAUGAGCCAUUGCUUCGUGAUUUCGAGGAGAGAAAAGACGAGGGAGAUGAUCUGAGACAAAGACUAGAAAGUUUGAAAAUGGAACAUGCAGAAUUAACAUUAAAUUGUAAUCAAGUUAGAAGGAAAAUAGAGCAAGCUAGAGCCUCCCAUGGAUAGGAACCAUCAACUCAUUCCACAGGUCUUUCAUCAAUCAUUUAAGCCAUAAGCAAAUAAUUGUACAAAUGUGUAUAUAAUCAUCAUGUAUAUAAAACAAAAAGAUAAAAUUACACUGAUCAUGAUGUAGUAAAUCAGAUUGAUUGUUC
This is a messenger RNA of Mizuhopecten yessoensis (Yesso scallop), 2068 nucleotides long. RefSeq names its product coiled-coil domain-containing protein 96-like. The transcript has 12 exons. The record is from RefSeq and is a predicted model, not a curated record. Gene Ontology annotation, cellular component: ciliary basal body; axoneme. Lineage: Eukaryota; Metazoa; Mollusca; Bivalvia; Pectinida; Pectinidae. The coding region runs from base 33 to 1922 and encodes 629 amino acids. Gene Ontology annotation, biological process: cilium assembly.